AUGAUUUGUCCAAAUGUUCAAAAAGACAUUGUGAAUUCUUGUGCUAAAGAAACGUUGAAAGCAAUUGUUGAAGACUUAAAUGGAGAUUACUUUGGAAUAUUAGUUGACGAGUCUAAAGAUGUCUCCCAUAAAGAACAAAUGACCCUUGUUCUGCGAUAUGUCAACAAAGAGGGUAAGCUUAUUGAGCGAUUUCUUGGUGUUGUUCAUGUUAAAGAUACAUUUGCACGGUCACUAAAAGAUGCUAUAUGUUCUUUGCUUUUAGAGCAUAAUUUAAGUUCUUCUCAUAUUCGGGGACAAGGUUAUGAUGGAGAUAGUAAUAUGCAGGGAGAAUUCAAUUGUAUUAAAACUUUGAUUAUGAAAGAUACUCCUUCGAUAUAUAGUGUACAUUGUUUUGCUCAUCAGUUACAAUUGACUCUUGUAGCUGUUGCAAAGAAGCAUCAUGAGCGCAGGGAGAUGCUUAGAGAUGAUCAAAUAAAAAAAUUAGAAGAGUUAUUGAUGCUCGGUGAAGUUCAUACAGGAAGCGGAUUGAAUCAAGAACUUGGACUUCAAAGCGCAGGAGAUACUCGUUGGAGUUCUCAUUUUAAAAUAGUGCGUAACUAUAUUAAAUUAUUCUCCUCAAUUAUUCAUGUACUAGAAGUUCUUGCUAAGGAGGGUUCAAAUUACCAAGAGAAAUCAUUAGCAAAGAGUUUAGUAGAUGACAUAAGAUCUUAUGAGUUUGUGUAUACGCUGCAUUUGAUAUUAAAAGUGUUGGCAAUUACACAUGAUUUGAAUAUGGCUUUGGAAAGAAAAGAUCAAGAUAUCGUUACUGCUAUAAACCUUGUUGGUUUCAUAAAGAGAGUUGCAAUCUAUGAGAGAUUCUAA
Messenger RNA from Capsicum annuum, 861 nucleotides. RefSeq names its product zinc finger MYM-type protein 1-like. The transcript is spliced from 2 exons. The record is from RefSeq and is a predicted model, not a curated record. The coding region runs from base 1 to 861 and encodes 286 amino acids. Lineage: Eukaryota; Viridiplantae; Streptophyta; Magnoliopsida; Solanales; Solanaceae.